Molecule: messenger RNA, 1659 nt
Organism: Pelodiscus sinensis (Chinese soft-shelled turtle)
Lineage: Eukaryota; Metazoa; Chordata; Testudines; Trionychidae
Gene: CALM1
Product: calmodulin 1
Cellular component (GO): myosin II complex
Molecular function (GO): calcium ion binding
Source: RefSeq, a predicted model, not a curated record
GCAGGGAGGUGCAGGAUCACACCUACAGCAUUUGUCAGGGGGAAGCCACUUGGAGGAGGUAGCAGCCGCAGCUCCUUCUCCCUUGCUCGAGCAGCCUGUGUAGCAGUAGCAGCCGCAGCCGCCCACCCCCGCACAAUGGCUGAUCAGCUGACUGAAGAACAGAUUGCUGAAUUCAAGGAAGCCUUCUCCCUAUUUGACAAAGAUGGUGAUGGUACCAUCACAACAAAAGAACUUGGGACGGUCAUGAGGUCAUUGGGUCAAAACCCAACAGAAGCAGAAUUGCAGGAUAUGAUCAACGAGGUAGAUGCUGAUGGCAAUGGCACUAUCAGUUUUCCUGAGUUCUUGACCAUGAUGGCCAGAAAAAUGAAGGACACCGACAGCGAGGAAGAAAUCCGUGAGGCAUUCCGAGUCUUUGACAAGGAUGGCAAUGGUUAUAUCAGUGCAGCAGAACUACGUCAUGUUAUGACAAACUUAGGAGAAAAGCUAACAGAUGAAGAAGUAGAUGAAAUGAUCAGAGAAGCAGAUAUUGAUGGAGAUGGACAAGUGAACUAUGAAGAAUUCGUACAGAUGAUGACCGCAAAAUGAAGACCUCCUUUCACCUUUUUUCCCCUCUAGAAGAAUCAAAUUGAAUCUUUUACUUACCUCUUGCAAAAAAAUGUUCAUUUAUUCAUUCUGUUUCUGUAUAGCAAAACUGAAUGUCAAAAUACCUUCUGUCCACAAACUGCAUGUAAUGGUUGGUGGUCCUGUCCCCAAAAGAUCAAGUUAAACAUCAGUUUUACAAUAUAAGUAAUUGUACUACCUUGAAAUAAGGAAGCACUUAGAACUCCUCAAAAGUUCCAUUUGCAGAUGACUAUUACACUGUUUGGGCUGGCCAGUUUUUCAUGCAUGCAGCUUGACAAUUGAGCACAGUCAGACAUUUGUAUCUAAUAAAAACAAAACCUAAAAAAUCCACUCUUGUCCAACUGUGGAUUAUAGCUCAAUUUGUAGUGUAAAUUGUCAUAGCUGGUUUACUUUAAAAUUGGUUUACCUCAGGAUGGUAUGCAGCAAAAAGUCAAAGGAUGCAAAAUUUUAAAGAAAAUGCCCUAAAGAUUGAGUGGUUCUCCUGUAUGUAGCAUUGUGCUCCAAAAAAAAAAAAGACUAUCUUAAUUAUGGGUGGCAUGUCUGUUUAUAAUAUUGGUUUAACAUUGUCUGCAUUGCACUAUAGUGAAACGGGUGUCAGGCUGUUACCGUUCACAAAAUUUUUAAAAAAAACUUUCACCAAGGGAGCAUCUUUGGACUCUCUCCUAUUUUUAAAACCUUCUAUACCAUGACUUGGAGCUGGCAGAGUAGCCUGUGGACUUCAGCACAACUAUCAACAUCGCUGUUCGAGCUAUUACAGUUUAUGUCCAUUCCAAGUUGUAAAUGCUAGUCUUUUUUCCAAUAAAAGACCAUUAAUUUAAAGGUGGUGGUAAAUGCUUUGUAAAGCUGACUUGUAUAUAAAUUGAGACACUAAACCAAAAAGCAGUAGGAAGGAAGUGUUUUUUUUAUGAAUGACUUGCUGCUAAAUUAUAAUGCACAUGUAUGCAAUAACUUAUCCCAUAUCUCUUCAAGAUGGCAAGGACUGACCUCUUGUAACCCAAGACCUUUGCUAUAAAUAAAUGAACUUGUGCUUGCCUUUCA